CUGUUCCAUAAUGUGAUUGUUACGCAACAUGAUAGUUAACCCGCGAGGCGCUCAAACCAAGGAAUGCUACCUGCUAAUUAUCUAUAGGCUAUGUUUCAACUUGUCAAUUUCAAAUGAUUUUCUAACAUGUCGUUUUCUAACAACAGUUUUAAUUGAGGUGUGUUCCAUGUCCUCAUUAAUUCACGUAGUAUUAGCCCAUUUCACUGUUAAGGACAAUUUAUGUUUAAGACUUUACUGAGCCGGACAAACGUCUCUCUUCGAGGCGACCCCAAGCACUUUCCCAGUGUUUCCCCAGAUCAAGUAUGCAGACAUUUGCAUCUCCACUCAGAAAAGAACUUGCACAAAACUUUCCCCCUGGCACAUUUUCCAGCUGGCGCCCGCUUUGCCUUCAUUGCUGUUUUCCUUACUGAUAAAACUUUGGACAUGUGUGCGUUACUAUCAAAGGGGUCUCUGUGGAUUGAAAUACCUCCAUGACUCCGGGCCUGAUGACUAAGAGAUGUGGUCGUGAUCAUUAUUCCACUGGCAGAGCUUUUCACUAAGCAAGAUGUCAACGACCACAGAAAAUGGAGUGGGAGGGUAUCGGAACACAAGCGGAGAGAAAACAUACAAGAAGACCACGUCGUCGGCCCUGAAGGGGGCCAUCCAGUUGGGCAUCGGCUACACGGUGGGAAACUUGACCUCCAAACCUGACAGAGAUGUUCUCAUGCAGGAUUUCUACGUUGUGGAGAGUGUCUUCCUGCCCAGUGAAGGGAGCAACCUGACACCGGCGCACCACUACCCAGACUUCCGCUUCAAAACCUACGCCCCGCUGGCCUUCCGCUACUUCCGAGAGCUCUUCGGGAUCAAACCAGAUGACUACCUGUACUCCAUCUGUAAUGAGCCUCUGAUUGAGCUGUCCAAUCCCGGGGCCAGCGGCUCUCUGUUCUACCUGACCAGCGAUGACGAGUUUAUCAUCAAAACCGUCCAGCACAAAGAGGCAGAGUUUCUCCAGAAACUACUCCCAGGUUACUACAUGAACCUGAACCAGAACCCACGCACGCUGUUGCCUAAGUUCUACGGCCUAUACUGCAUCCAGUCUGGAGGCGUCAACAUCCGGCUGGUGGUGAUGAACAAUGUGCUGCCACGCUCUGUCAAGAUGAACUACAAGUACGAUCUGAAGGGCUCCACCUACAAGAGACGUGCCUCCAGGAAGGAGAGGGAGAAGGCAUGUCCCGUCUACAAGGACUUGGACUUCCAGGACAUGCAUGAAGGGCUCUACUUUGACGCUGACACCUACAAUGCCCUGAUGAAGACCCUACAGAGAGACUGCCUGGUGUUGGAGAGCUUUAAGAUCAUGGACUACAGUCUGCUUCUGGCCGUGCAUGUCCUGGACCAGAGCCCGAAGGAGGGCGGCGAGCCGGGCCAGGCAGUGGGGGAUGGCAAGCGGCCCGUGGCCCAGAGGGUCCUCUACUCCACAGCCAUGGAGUCUAUCCAGGGGGACGGCAAGGCUGCCGAGGCCCACACCACAGACGACACGAUGGGUGGAAUUCCUGCCAAGUCACACAAAGAAGAGAAGCUGCUUAUUUUCCUGGGCAUCAUCGACAUCCUGCAGUCCUACAGAUUCAUUAAGAAGUUGGAACACUCAUGGAAGGCCCUGGUCUACGAUGGUGACUCUGUCUCGGUGCACCGGCCUGGUUUCUAUGCCAACCGAUUCCUCAAGUUCAUGAGCACUUCGGUGUUCCGGAAGACUCAGACCAUUCGCUUCUCCCCUUCUAAGAGGACUCGUACAUCCAUCCCUGCUCUGAAGUCGUCCUCUCAGGAGAUCCUGUCUUCUCAGAAGGAAGAGAAGGAGGAGGAGAGGAGGCAGAGGCUGGGAGGAGCACGCAGUCUGGCCAGUCUAGACGGACAAGUGUUUGGCUCCUACCUGCGUCCUGACCUAGUCCCUGACACCCCGUCUUCCUACGAGGGCUCCUCCAUGGGAACCAUCUCCUCCUCCUCCAUCAACCUGGAGACCCAGUCUGAAGACAGAGAUGAAAUGGCGUCCAGCUCAACAUUCACCCUGGAGGACAGCGCCAUCUGUCUGACGUCAGAGCAGAGCACCAUGGACGUAGAGGUGGACAUGGACCGGGAUGAUGGCUCAGUGCUCGAUGUCUACUUAUGAAAGGGGAGGCUUACAGACUACUACGAUUUUGUCAAUCGUCUGACAAUCGCUACACUCCAUUGGACAGGGCCCCUUUGACUCCACCCCCAGCGCUGCUAAAUCCACUCUGCCACUAUUGCCAAACACAAAGUACUGGGAUGCUCACACCUUAUAGGCUGAUGAACUAAAACAAGACACAAAUGGAAUUACAUGUCAGACCUUACCAAGUGAUGUUUGUUAGAGCAUGUCAGUGAAGUCCCUCAAAUAUUUUCUUUCAUGGCCUAUAAAGAAAAAGCAUAUAUAGAAAUAUACAUUCAUUUGAAUGUUUUCAUUUUCCUGCUGACCAGAAGUUAUUACACUUUCUUUGUAGUAGCUGGUUGGAUAAUGAACAUUUAGUGACAUCUUGGCCAUUGCAGAAGUGUAACAGUGACAUGGAAAACACACAAGGCCAAUAUGGAUGAGCCUGGACUCAUAUUAUGCUGUAAAAAGAACAGAUAGUAUAUACAUUCUGAAACCACCAAGGCCAAACUAAAGACUCAUUGGCUGGUAUGUUGAAGGUACCAAACCAACCAACACAUUGCUAUUCAUUCCAAUCAGACAGGACUAAAGUAACAGUUUGAAGGCAGCAGGUUAAGGGCUGCUGUUGACCUGAGAGGAGAGGAGACCCGGUCAAUCUUCUUGGAUCUUCAGCUUCAUUGAAGAGGACGGCGUCAAAAUGGCACUUUGGAUGUUAGUUAUGAUUGUAAUAACUAUUUUUCCUUGAUGAACGUUGGGUUUUGGAUUAGUGGAAUAUGCACAUUUUUAUAUUAUGCACACCUAUGUAUGUCAUAAGUACAAGUGCACAGACAAGGACUAUGGUAAAAUUUUCUGAUGCACAGAAACUAAUUUUAUAUGGAGGGGUGUCAACUGAAGAUUUCUCAGGAUAUCCUUUGAUACUGAAGAACGAGUGUGUCCUCUGUAUUGUUAACUAACCAGUAGUUUUCCUCCAUUUUAAACACAAGAUCUGACACAAAUUCUGAAUUGUAUGAUUAUAAUUUAUUAAAUAUAUAGUUUGCUGAAGAUAAAUAUUUUAAUCACUGAAUGUAAAGACUAUAUAUCUAGAAGAAUCCUAUCAAUAAAAUGGGUUCCACUUGUUUCUUU
Molecule: messenger RNA, 3259 nt
Organism: Salvelinus namaycush (lake trout)
Lineage: Eukaryota; Metazoa; Chordata; Actinopteri; Salmoniformes; Salmonidae
Product: phosphatidylinositol 4-phosphate 5-kinase type-1 beta-like
Exons: 15
Coding region: 545-2140 (531 amino acids)
Biological process (GO): phosphatidylinositol metabolic process
Molecular function (GO): phosphatidylinositol kinase activity
Source: RefSeq, a predicted model, not a curated record